Molecule: messenger RNA, 816 nt
Organism: Penicillium daleae
Lineage: Eukaryota; Fungi; Ascomycota; Eurotiomycetes; Eurotiales; Aspergillaceae
Exons: 2
Coding region: 1-816 (271 amino acids)
Source: RefSeq, a predicted model, not a curated record
AUGUCAUCCAAUUACCGCCGUCUGUCACAAUCGUACGCAUCGACCAGAGUAUCCUUGCGAUGGUUGCCUGAACCGCCAUUUGAAAACACUGAAACACUCGUUCUAACCGUGGGAGAGUGGUACGUCGACUUGAGAGUUGACAAAGGAUCCGGUGCUCUUGACUGGGCAAUCGCUGGCGAAUGCACUGUGAAGGAUGUCAACCCUCGGCGCAUUGUCUUCACACACACAAUUGACUCGCAUGGCAACUUCAAUGUGAGCGACCCAUGUCCCUUCAUACCCCUUCCCAACGGAUAUGACUUGGAGACUGGCGCGAUGCCCCGCCCUGAUUUAUCGGGGAAUCCAGUUACCGAGUACGAGGAAUUAUGGAGAUAUCUUUCGAAGGAUGAGAUUGGCAUGGACGCAGUCGAGAGUCCCACUGCGUGGAUCCUGGAAUCCGAGGACGAUUGCCCGAGCCACCAUUUGCAGCAAGGAUUCAAAACUUUCCUGGCUCGUAUAGAGGGAAGGUACUUGGCUUUACAACAGACACGGCCUCGGGCAACGGAUCAGAUGAGCGGCUCGGAGAGAAAGCGGAAGAUUGUCGGUGGUGAAGUGAGUGCCAAAUCAGAAGAGUUCGUUGAUGGUCGUUGGAGAGCGAAGUACGCUCUGGGACCCAACCAUUCUGAUCUUCCGUCAAUCACCUGUGACUUUGACGCCCUUGAUCAGCAUUCAUGGGGGUUCCCGGAGAAGAAGGUUAAUGUGAGAGGCUGUAAAUACGUAGUUCGGGCUUUCGAGGUCUCCGGGAAACUAUUUUACCCCACACAACCGGCCAAAGUGUGA